GUUGCUGCACACAUCUCGGCAGGUUGCCUGCAUCUCUGUUCCAUCAAAAUUAGUGGUUGGUACUUGGAGUGUGUCCCCUGGACCAUGGGCAGUUGUCUAUGCUACUGCUACUACAAAACUGGCACCGAACGCGUGAACGAGGGUCAGGAGAGUGGAGAAUGGCGGCUGACCUCCAGCAGACGCCGGCGUGGUUCCUCUGGCUGGCCGUCCUCGGCGCCCUCCACGUCGCGGUGCUCUCGUCUCGCCUCCUCGUCCACCUCGCCCACUGCGUGCGCCGACCCAAGGACCUCCGCCGGUACUACGGAACGUGGGCCGUGGUCACCGGCCCGACGUCCGGCAUCGGCCGGUCCGUCGCCCUGGAGCUCGCCCGCCGGGGCCUCGACCUCGUCCUCGUCGGUAUCGACGCCGCGGACCUCCGGGAGGUCUCCGACGCGGUCAUGUCCCGUCACGCCGUGCAGACCAGGACCGUGGUGUUCGACCUCUCGCUCGUCUCCACCCCCCAAGGCGACGAGGCGCUGCGGCGGCUCCGGGACGUCGUGGAGGGGCUGGACGUGGGCGUCCUCGUGAACAACGCCGGGGUGAUGAACCCGGGCGCGGCGUUCCUGCACGAGGCGGACGCGGAGGCACUGAUACGCAUGAUCCGCGUGAACCUGUGGGCGACGACGGUGGUGACGGCGGCGGUGAUCCCGGGCAUGGCGGCGCGGGGCAGGGGCGCCGUGGUCAGCAUGGGGUCGGCGACGUCGGAGGCCGUCUCCUCCUUCCCGCUCCACGCCGUCUACUCCGGCACCAAGCGGUACGUCGCGGUGCUCUCCGGGGGCCUCGCCGCCGAGUACGGGGGCAGAGGGGUCGACGUGCAGUGCCAGGCGCCGAUGUUCGUGGCGACGGCGAUGGUCGCGGCCUUCUCGGCGCUCUGGCGCCCCGCGCCGCUGGUGCCCACCGCCGACGCCUACGCGCGCGCGGCGGUGCGCUGGGUCGGGCGCGGCGGCCCGCUCUGCGUGCCCAGCCUCCGGCACCGGCUGCUGUGGUGCCUUCUUGACGUCGUGCCCGGCUGCGUGCAGGACUGGGCCUGCCUGCGCGAGGGCCUGCGGCAGAGGAAGACGUCCCGGAGCCGGCGAUCGUCGACGGCGUCGGCGUGCCAUGCCAGCAACUGAGUAGGAAACUGUCUCACGAGUGAGUGAAGUGGCGUGAUUCCUGGACCCACUCUCGUUUUAUUUUUUUGGAAUCACUAAAAAUCUGACACCAGCCACUUGGACGGAUAA
This is a messenger RNA of Aegilops tauschii subsp. strangulata, 1259 nucleotides long. RefSeq names its product very-long-chain 3-oxoacyl-CoA reductase 1-like. Gene Ontology annotation, cellular component: endoplasmic reticulum. Gene Ontology annotation, molecular function: ketoreductase activity. The record is from RefSeq and is a predicted model, not a curated record. NCBI's taxonomy places the organism in Eukaryota, Viridiplantae, Streptophyta, Magnoliopsida, Poales, Poaceae.